Molecule: messenger RNA, 945 nt
Organism: Aspergillus nidulans FGSC A4
Lineage: Eukaryota; Fungi; Ascomycota; Eurotiomycetes; Eurotiales; Aspergillaceae
Exons: 3
Coding region: 1-945 (314 amino acids)
Source: RefSeq, a predicted model, not a curated record
AUGCUCUGUCAAGUGGGCCGCUUUAUUGGAUCGUCUUCAUCCCGCAUGGACGUCAAAAUCCGCCUCUUUAGAGAGCCGCCGAUCUACACAGCUGCAAAUGAGGUUUCUGGUCAUGUCAUUCUCACGACGGCGACGCAAGUAGUCAUCUCUGCUGUGUCAAUCUGGCUAUCGAGGGUGUCAACGUCUCGGCUACAUUCUCUGCGGGUCGUCGAGACCCAUCAGAGACAGCUGCCCCAAGCCACGCAGUGCUCAAUGAGCGCGGGUACAUCACCAGCCAGUCAGCAGCGAGAUAGCACGAGCACUGGAGGGAAGACGCACCUUUUACGCAAGUUACCCCCUUCGACAGGGGCCAGCUCGUCACCGGAGGAGAUCAAGUAUAUCCUCGAAGCAUCAAUCCGGCGGAACGGUAUCAUUCGAGGGUGCAAGAAAACCGCUCGAGACAUAUGCAUCUACCCUGUGCCAACACUAGCUUCUUCGCUCAAUAAUAGUCAAGCCAUCCAGACAGAGACGCAGAGAAUCGCAUGCCGCUCCAGUGCUGGCCCGAAGCGUGUCUGGGCUCCUACAGCCUAUGAAGUCACUGCAAAGCUGCUCAACGGUCCUUUUCUGGUCCUGGGACGGCCGGUCCCCCUUGCAGUAGAGCUUACCGGUCUUGAUAGCAGCACAGAUACAGCCCCUCGCAGUCGAGGCUCAGUAUCGAUACCUGUAUCACUGCAUGAGUUUCAGACCAUGCUCAUCGAAACAACCGAGGUUCAAGCUCGAGGCAUAGAAGAGACCCAAACACAGUUCCGUAUCGUGCAGACAAUGGCAAACCUGCGGCAUCCUCUAAGCUCUAGGAGUGAUGUUGCGAGCAACAAUGUGAAUGGGGAUACUGCUCCUGUUUUUCGAUCAGAAUUGCCGGCACCCUCUGGUCUAUCCUAUCCCAUUGUCGCUAACCCCGUCCUUUGA